Linum trigynum is the source of this 3344-nucleotide messenger RNA. Lineage: Eukaryota; Viridiplantae; Streptophyta; Magnoliopsida; Malpighiales; Linaceae. The record is from the annotation of a GenBank genome assembly.
UAAACCAAAAAUAAAAAACAAAAAAAAAUUAAAUAUUUAUCAGAUCUUCUGGCUUGGCAGUGACGUGGCGCGUUGACCAUUAGUCAAUGCGUUUGACCGUCCAAGUUAACGGUUAAACAUCGGGUUUGGCCAAAUUGUUUAUUUUGGUGUAUAGUUCGGGCCACGAUGUUAUAGAUCGAAAAGAUUGGUCAAGAUGUUUAUUUUGUUCAAAGUUCAAGCCAUACGAAAAUAUUAACCCUUUAUAUUAUACACAAGAACUUUUGAACUUUUUAAAAGCCGAACUUUUAGAGGUAUUUGACCAUGCUUUAGCUUUUGAAACUGAAAAACACUUCUAAAAAUCGGGGAAAACAUAGACAAUGAGAGAUGUUGUGUUUGAAUUUCGAUGUACAACACAUGAUAUUAAUUUAUGUUUUUUAAAUUGGAUUGCACUUUGAACCGCAUAAAAUACAAUGUCAUAAUUGGCACUUCACAACAAUUAGUAUAAUAACUACAAAAUCUCAAAAUGAUCAUUUAAAAUUGUUUAAGCCUAACUGAGUGUAGGAGUGAGACUCGGGGGAAAAUGGGGUGAGAAGAGCAAGCAAUGAGAAUCUUCAAUCGGUUGGAGGAUAAAGGUACAAGAGAAUGUGAUUGAGAGAAUGAAAUCUUAGAGAGAGAAGUUGAUCCUUGGUAGUGAUAGAGUCAAAAAUCCGAUCUCCUCACCCACCGGAUAAAUGCUCUAUUUAUAGGACACAUUGCGGUGGGUGGACAUUUAAUGUGACAUGACUACUACAUGUGUCAUACAUUUAGGUCAUGCCUUAGGCCAUAAUUAUACCUAGGAUUAGGAUGUGACCAUUCCUUUAGAGGAUACGACGUCGUUCUUCCCGGUUUUCCUUCUUAGUUCGAAUUGAGCGAAACGACGCCGGCUUGGGCAGAGCAAAACGAUGUCGUCUGGCAUUUACAAAACGACAUCGGCUUGGGUAGAGCAAAACGACGACGUCUAGCGCCUCUGGCACUCGCAGAGGCGUCUUUACUCGCGGAGCUCCAUGCUGCGCGGAGCUCCAUGCCGCGGGAGGUUCUUUCCGCGAGCGCGCUAGGCUGUCUUGCUUGCGCGACUGGAUCCGAGCUAUAUCCCCAACAAAAAUAAUUAACUAAUAAGACAAAUUAUAUUUAAUGACAUAAAAACUAAAAAAAAAGUUAAACUUUACUGGUGAUAUAAAAUGAAUAAAUUAUAUCAACGAAAAAUGAAAAAUUACUUGAUUAGGAUGUUAGAUGAUCAACAAAGAUAAAGAUGAUCCACUUAAGGUUGUCGAACCCUUAUCUGACCGGCUAGUUCAACUGGGUCGAGCCAGAAUUAGCCAUCUAAAUGGCUUGAAUACACAUUUGGUAGGACGGCUUUGAAAAAAACAUCAAAAUUAGUUUAAAUCAGUCAAAAUCAAGUUAAACCAGUUAAAAUCGAGUGGUCUGACCAAUCAAAAGAGGAUUUGAAUAUGAGGAUUAUUAACUUUGUAAUUUAUAUGUCUUUUGAAUGUAAAUUAGUGAGAUUAUCUUAAACUACUUGUUAAAAUCUACUUGAACUGACUGAAUUCGAUCCAACUGUUGAAUCUCAAUUCACUUGUCAAAUCGGAUUGAUGACUUAAUCCGGUUUAACAACCUUAGAUCCGCCUAAUGACGUGGAAGAAGGUAAGUUAUCUUAGGAUGGUAGUUUUAUCAAACCGCUAUUUAAGUUGGGGGAAGAGUACUUCUACACCGACUCGCUGCACUUGUUUUCUCUGGAUUUCCCACCAAACAGAUUCUCGUCUUCCUCCCGAAAAAAUCAAUGGCGACCCCGUCGUUCUCCUCGCUGGCCGCUCAGCGAACCCUCUUCCUCCUCGCCGCCAUCUGUCUCCUCCUAGCACCUACCGCUCGCGCCACCGAUGUCAAGUACUGCGAUGCCAAAGCCAACUAUGCUGUGAAGGUUGAAGGAAUCAAAAUCACUCCUGAUCCUGUGAUUGCUGGCAAGCAGGCUACUUUCGCGAUCUCAGCUUCCACUGCUGAGGCUAUCUCUGGUGGGGAAGUGUUGCUUGAGGUUUACCUGUUUGGCUUCUCGGUCCAUUCCGAGACUAGAGACCUCUGCGAGGAUAUCGCGUGCCCUAUUCCUGCUGGCGACUUCCUGCUUUCCCACUCCCAAAGUUUGCCCGGAUUUACUCCACCAGGCUCCUACAAUCUGAAGAUGACGAUAAAGAACAGUAAGCAGCAACAGCUGACUUGUGUCAGCUUCGAUUUCAGCGUCAGCUGGUGGGCUUUGGUCGCCGACUACUGAGUUCCAGUUCGACGGCCAACCUUGAAUUUGAUGCAUAGAUGGCGCUCCAUGUCUCGAUCUGGACUUGACUUUUUAUGAGCCAAAUGUGAUCUCUUUCAGGAGAGGCUUUCAUGUGUUUGUUUAUAAGACGAGAUAGUUAACGAUGCAACUGUUUUAUGUUAAGCACCUGUGAAUGUUCGUGUUCGUUCUGUGUUUGUACCUUAGACGAAGAAUUAGUGUGCCACUAGUAGCUCUAUAUGCGUUCGCAUUAUGUGUAUCCAGACCUUCCCUGCAAAUCUACAACCAUACAUGGGUGACUCAUCCAAUGGAUGUGUGUUUUCUUAAGUAGAUUGUUGGUGUCGGUAUCUAUGGAUUUGAAAUCGAAUGGAUGAUCGAUUUCACAAAUCCGCAAGAGAAGUGUUUGGUUUAACUCAAAUCCAUCAGACUCAUGAAUUUUAAGUUGAUGAAAUCGGGAAUGUAAUGAAUGUGGCCGAUUCUUGUUCAUAAGAAAGAAUGUAACCAAUUCUUUCAUUCACAAUCAAAAUUCACUAGGCAUGCACUUUAUCUUUUUAUGAUAGAGAUUCUAGAGCAUAAACUAUGGGUCGUUUGAAAGUUGCGAUUGUUAAAUAGAUGUAUUGUUGAGAAUGCAUGUAUAAUAUUAUACAUGUAUUGUCGAAUUUGAUGCAUUGUAGAAUACAACGUUUGGUAUGUGUGAUUGUGUAUGUCGCAUCAGCUAAAAGCUGAGAAAAAACAAUCUCAACUCAACUAUCUCAACAAUCACAACUAAAAGUUGAGAUAUAACAAUCACUCAAAAUGAGUGAUAGUUUCUGUCACAUCACAGAAACAAUCUAUGUAUUGUUUCUGCUAAAAAAAAAAAAAAACGAUGCAUUGUAAACAAUACAUGCAUAAUGACAAUCUCAACAAAACAAUCGCAACUUCUAAACGACCCCUAUGAUUCAAACUUUUAUGCAUGAUGAAAGCUUUCAUUUUGUUAUGUAAACGAAGAAAAGUAAUUCUCAACUCUAUUUACAAGUAAUCUUAUGGAAUAUAAUGAAAAGCAUAUAUCGAAUAAUCUGAUGUAAUAAGG